Malaclemys terrapin pileata is the source of this 10309-nucleotide messenger RNA. RefSeq names its product spectrin beta, non-erythrocytic 4 (gene SPTBN4). The coding region runs from base 102 to 7805 and encodes 2567 amino acids. Lineage: Eukaryota; Metazoa; Chordata; Testudines; Emydidae. Gene Ontology annotation, cellular component: cortical actin cytoskeleton; cell junction; plasma membrane. Gene Ontology annotation, molecular function: actin filament binding; phospholipid binding; structural constituent of cytoskeleton. The transcript is spliced from 36 exons. Gene Ontology annotation, biological process: actin cytoskeleton organization. The record is from RefSeq and is a predicted model, not a curated record.
GCGGGGGCGGCGGUGACGGCGGGGCUGCCUGGCCGGGCGCUCUGCAGCGCGCACCGGGCCUGGCCGCUGCGGGAGCCGGCGCCGGACGUUAACGCUCCCCGAUGGCCAGCGGAGCAGCCGAGCUGGAGAACAUGGAGGUCCAACCGCAGAACAACAACACCCGCUGGGAGAACACGGACAACCAGGCCUGGGACGACACCACGGCCACCGCCAAGCUGUUUGAGUGCUCCCGCAUCAAAGCACUCGCCGAUGAGCGUGAGGCCGUGCAGAAGAAAACCUUCACCAAGUGGGUGAACUCGCACCUGGCCCGGGUAUCCUGCCGCAUCAGCGACCUCUACGCCGACCUCCGCGACGGCUACAUGCUGACCAAGCUGCUGGAGGUGCUGUCCGGGGAGCAGCUGCCCAAGCCGACGCGCGGGCGCAUGCGGAUCCACUCGCUGGAGAACGUGGACAAGGCCCUGCAGUUCCUGAAGGAGCAGCGCGUGCACCUGGAGAACGUCGGCUCGCACGACAUCGUGGACGGGAACCACCGCCUGACGCUGGGGCUCAUCUGGACCAUCAUCCUGCGGUUCCAGAUCCAGGUGAUUAAAAUCGAGACGGAAGACAACAGGGAGACGCGCUCGGCCAAGGACGCGCUGCUGCUCUGGUGCCAGAUGAAGACGGCAGGGUACCCGGAAGUGAAUAUCCAGAACUUCACCACCAGCUGGAGAGACGGGCUGGCCUUCAACGCCCUGAUCCACCGGCACAGGCCAGAGAUCAUCGACUUCAGCAAACUCACCAAGUCCAACGCUAUGUACAACCUGCAGCAGGCCUUCAACUUGGCCGAGCAGCAGCUGGGCCUGACCAAGCUGCUGGACCCGGAAGACGUGAACAUGGAGAACCCGGACGAGAAGUCCAUCAUCACCUACGUUGUCUCUUUCUACCACUACUUCUCCAAAAUGAAGGCCCUCGCAGUGGAGGGGAAGAGGAUUGGGAAGGUGCUGGACCAGGCGGUGGAGAUCGAGAAGCUCAUGGAGCGGUACGAGCUGCUGGCAGCCGAGCUGCUGGCGUGGAUCGAGCGCACCGUCGGCAUCAUCAGCAACCAGAAGUUCGCCAACUCCCUGGCCGGGGUGCAGCAGCAGCUCCAGGCCUUCACCACCUUCUGCACCCUGGAGAAGCCGGUCAAGUUCCAGGAGAAGGGGAACCUGGAGGUCCUGCUGUUCAGCAUCCAGAGCAAACUGCGGGCCCAGGGCCGCAAACUUUACGUGCCCAGCGAGGGCCGGGGCAUCGCGGACAUCAACAAGGCCUGGGCCCGGCUGGAGAAGGUGGAGCACGAGCGGGAGGUGUCGCUGCGCAACGAGCUCAUCCGGCAGGAGAAGCUGGAGCUGCUGGCCCAGCGCUUCGACCACAAGGCCGGCAUGCGGGAGGCCUGGCUCGGCGAGAACCAGCGGCUGGUGGCGCAGGACAACUUCGGCUACGACCUGCCGGCGGUGGAGGCCGCCAUGAAGAAGCACGAGGCCAUCGAGGCGGACGUCUCGUCCUACGAGGAGCGCAUCCAGGUGGUGGUGGAGCUGGCGCUGGCCCUGGAGGCCGAGGGUUACUACGACGUGCGGCGCAUCAGCGCCCAGAAGGGCAGCAUCUUGCGCCAGUGGGGGCUGCUGACCGAGCUGGUGGGCGCCCGGCGGGCCCGCCUGGAGCAGAGCCUGGCCCUGCAGACCAUCUUCCAGGAGAUGGUUUACAUGAUCGACUGGAUGGAGGAGAUGCAGGCCCCGCUGCUGUCGAGGGAGGUGGGGAAGCACCUGCUGGAGGUGGAGGACCUGCUGCAGAAGCACGCCCUGCUGGAGGCCGACGUGGCUGCCCAGAGCGAGCGGGUGCAGGCGCUCAACCAGGCCGCCCUGAAGUUCUGCGAGCUGGCGGGUUACCAGCCCUGCGACCCCCAGAUCAUCCGCAACCGCGUGACCCACGUGCAGACGUGCCUGGAGGAGCUGUGCCAGCGGGCGGCCCAGCGGCGCACGGAGCUGGAGGCCUCCCGCCACCUGUGGGCCUUCUUCCAGGAGCUGGAGGAGGCCGAGGCCUGGGUGCGGGAGAAGGAGCAGAUCCUGGCCUCCAAGCCGUGCGGCAAGGACCUGAGCAGCGUGCUGCAGCUGAGCGGGCAGCACAAGGUGAUGCUGGGGGAGCUGGGCGGGCGCCGGGCCCUGCUGCACCAGGCCGUGAAGAAGGGGGAGCAGCUGGUGGCCACCCAGGGCCCCGGCGCAGCCCGGCUGCAGGAGAAGCUGCGGGAGGUGCGGCAGCGCUGGAAGAAGCUGGAGGAGGUGACGGGGACGCACCAGCAGAAGCUGCAGGAGGCCUUGAGCUUCUACCAGUUCAGCGCUGAGACGGACGACCUGCUGGCCUGGCUGCAGGACACCUACCGCCUGGCCUCCAGCGACGACUUCGGGCACGACGAGUACUCCAGCCAGGCGCUGCUCCGCAAGCACGCCGCCGUGGCGCAGGAGCUGGAGCGGCACCGGGCGCCCGUGCUGGCCCUGCGCGCCCAGCUGGCCCGGCUGGCCCCCCAGCACCACCAGGUGGUGGACGUGCAGAUCCGCAUCGUGGAGGUGGAGCAGCUCUACGGGGAGGUGGCCGAGGUGGCCGUGCUGCGGCACCAGUGGCUGCAGGACGCCCUGGCCGUGUACCGCAUGUUCGGCGAGGUCCGCGCCUGCGAGGGCUGGCUGGACGAGAAGGAGCAGUGGCUCUCCGGGAUGCACGUGCCACAGGAGCUGGAGGACGUGGAAGUGGUGCAACACAGGUUUGAGAGCCUGGACCAGGAGAUGAACAGCGUGAUGGGGCGCAUCCUGGACGUGAAUGAGACCGUGCAGCAGCUGGUGGAGGGUGGCCACCCCAGCGCGUCCGAGGUGCAGUCCUGUCGGGACCACCUGAAUGGCAGGUGGAACCGGGUGGUGGAGCUGGUGGAGCAGAGGAAGGACCAUCUCGGCUCCGUCCUGACGAUCCAGAACUACCUUCUGGAGUGCACCGAGAUCAAGGCGCAGAUCCGGGAGAAGCGCCGCGCCGUGGAGGCCAGCCAGUACAGCAGCGGCGACCUGGGUGGCGUCCUGGCCUUGCAGCGCAAGCUCUCCACCAUGGAGGCGGCCCUGGUGGUGCUGGAGCCCAAGCUCCUCGAGCUGCAGCAGGAGGGCGAAGCCUUGGCCACCGCCCACCCGGCCCAGGCGCUGACCGUCCUGCUGCACUUCGAGGAGAUCAGCGAGGAGUGGGAGGCCUUGAAGAGGACCCUGCAGGGCUGCGAGGACUCGCUCUCCGUGGCCAGCCGGCUGCAGCAGUUCAUCCAGGAUCUGGACAACUUCCUGACCUGGCUGGUGAAGACUCAGGCGGCCGUGGCCUCAGAAGAGCUGCCCAGCAACCUGGCGGGGGCAGAGCGGCUGCUGAGCCAGCACGUGGCCCUCAAGGAGGAAAUCGACCGCUACGAGGAGGACUACACCAAGAUCCAGGCGGCCAGCGACCUGCUGGCCCUGGAGGAAGCCGACGUGCCCUGCCUCUCGCUCCAGCAGUGGCUGCAGAAACUGGACGUGGGCUGGAACAAGCUGCUGCAGAUGUGGGAGAGCCGGCGGGAGGCGCUGGUCCAGGCGCACAUCUUCCACCUUUUCCUGAGGGACGUGCAGCAGGCCGAGGCCUGUCUCCGCAACCAGGCGUCCACCCUGGCCCACGCGGAGCUGCCCACCACGAUGGAGGCGGCGGAGAAGGCCAUCAAGAAGCACAAGGAUUUCAUAACCACCAUGGAGCUGAGCGUGCCGAAGACGACGCUGGCCCUGCGGGCCGGGGAGAGCCUGGUGCGCCAGGGCAGCCCCUACAGCGAGCGCGCCCAGGAGGAGAUGGCGGCGCUCAGAGACAAGAGCCACCAGAACUUCCAGCUGGCCCAGGAGUGGAUGCAGCGGCUGAACGAUCACUUGGAUCUGCAGCGUUUCUUGCAGAACUGUCAGGAGCUCGCCGGCUGGAUGCGGGAGAAGCGGCUCAUGGCCGGGGACCAGGCGGCCAAGCCCCAGGCGCGGUGGCUGCGGCACCAGGAGUUCCGGGCCCAGCUGGCGCAGAACCGCGAGUGGCUGCACAAGAUCGAGCAGGAAGGCCAGCAGCUCCUUGAGGAGAAGCCGGAGCUGGCCGGCUCGGUGAAGAGGCAGCUGGAGGAGAUCCGGCAGUGCUGGGGGGAGCUCGAGAGCACGGCGCAGGCCAGGGCCCAGCACCUCCUGGAGGCCAGCAAGGCGGAGCAGCUGGUGCAGAGCUACGCGGACCUGGACAAGAGGCUGGUGAACAUGGAGGGGCAGCUGCAGGCUGUGGAUGCUGGCGCCAGCCUGGCCACCGUCAACAACCAGCUGAAGAAACUCCAGACGAUGGAGUCCCAGAUGGAGGAGUGGUACAAAGAGGCCGGGCAGCUCCAGGCGCAGCUGGCCUCCCUGCCCCUGGAGCCGGCCAGCAAGGAGGCGGUGGACGAGAAGCAGAACGCGGUGGGGACGCGGAUUGUCCGCCUCAUCGAGCCCCUGAAGGAGAGGAGGAGGAUCCUGCUGGCUUCCAAGGAGGUGCAUCAGGUCUGCCGUGACCUGGAGGACGAGAUCAGCUGGGUCCAGGACCGGCUGCCGCUCGCCACCUUGCGAGACCACGGGAGCAAUCUGCAGGCAGUGCAGCACUUCAUCAAGAAGAACCAGAACCUGCGGCGUGAGCUGCAGGUGCACCAGCCCCGGGUGGACGAGGUGCUGGAGCGGGCGGGCGCCCUCGCCUCCAUCAAGAGCCCCGAGGUGGACGGGGUGCGGCUGCUGCUGGAGAAGCUGCGGGAGCUGUGGGGGGCGCUGGGGGAGCAGACGGAGCAGCGCCAGCACCUGCUGGACGCCACCUACCAGGUGGAGCAGUAUUACUUCGACGUGGGCGAGGUGGAGGCCUGGCUCGGCGAGCAAGAGCUGCUGCUGCUGAACGAGGAGAAGGGCAAGGACGAGCAGAGCACCCUGCAGCUGCUAAAGAAGCACCUGGUGCUGGAGCAGAGCAUUGAGAACUACGAGGAGACCAUCGCCCAGCUGUCCCGCCAGUGCCGCGCCCUGCUGGAGCUGGGCCACCCCGACAGCGAACAGAUAAGUAGGCGGCAGUCUCAGGCUGACCGGCUCUACGUGUCUCUGAAGGACCUGGUGGAGGAGCGCAAGGCCGGGCUGGAGCAGCAGUACUGGCUGUACCAGCUCAGUCGCGAGGUGGACGACCUGGAGCACUGGAUCGCCGAGAAGGAGGUGGUGGCCGGGUCGCCGGAGCUGGGCCAGGACUUCGAGCACGUCACGCUACUGCAGGAGAAGUUCACGGCGUUCGCCAGCGAGACGGGCAGCUUGGGGAACGAGCGGCUCUCGGCCGUGAACCAGAUGGUGGACGAGCUGAUCGACUACGGGCACGUGGACGCGGCCACCAUCGCGGAGUGGAAGGACGGGGUGAACGAGGCCUGGGCCGACCUGCUGGAGCUGAUGGAGACGCGGGCCCAGAUGCUGGCUGCCUCCCACGAGCUGCACAAGUUCUUCAGCGACUGCAAGGACCUGCUGGCCCAGAUCGAGGAGAAGAAGCAGCGGCUGCCGGAGGUGUCGGCCCGUGAGUCCCGCAGCUCCGCCGGGGCCCUGCAGCGGGUGCUCAGCUCCUUCGAGCACGACGUGCAGGUGCUGGUGAGCCAGGUGCGGCAGCUGCAGGAGGGGGCGGCCCAGCUGCGCACAGUGUACGCCGGGGAGAACGCCGAUGCCAUCGCCACCAAGGAGCAGGAUGUGCUGCGGGCGUGGAAGGAGCUGCUGGGCUCGUGCGAGGCGUGCCGGCUGCAGAUCACCACCACCACGGACAAGAUGCGCUUCACCAGCAUGGUGCGCGACCUCAUCUCCUGGAUGGACGGCGUCAGCUGCCAGAUUGGUACUGGCGAGAAGCCCAGGGACGUGUCCUCGGUGGAGGUGCUGAUGAACUAUCACCAGGGUCUGAAGAGCGAGAUCGAAGCCCGAAGCCAGAGCAUCGCGGCCUGCGUGGAGCUGGGCAAGACCCUAGUGCUCAACAGAAGCCCCGUGGCCGAGGAGAUCAAGGGCCACAUGGAGAGGCUGAUGACCAAGAAGAAGGAGCUGACUGACAAGUGGGACAAGCACUGGGAGUGGCUGCAGCAAAUGCUGGAAGUGCACCAGUUCGCGCAGGAGGCCGUGGUGGCCGAUGCCUGGCUCACGGCCCAGGAGCCCCUGCUGAAGAGCCGACAGCUCGGCAGCAGCGUGGACGAGGUGGAGCAGCUGAUCCGGCGCCACGAGGCCUUUCGCAAGGCGGCCUCCACCUGGGAGGAGAGAUUCAGCUCCCUGCGGCGCCUCACCACGCUAGAGAAGCUGAAGGCCGAGCAGAGCAAGCAGCCGGCCACACCACUCCUGGGACGCAAAUUCUUGGGGGAGCCCAGCGAGCCGGGCCUCAAGGGCCCCUCGCUGCUGCGCCAGGCCGAGGCAAAGCUGGAGCGGCAGGACCUGCUGCGGGGCCGGCCCCAGGCUCCGGCCCUCCCCAGCGGGGGCCCGGGGGAGCCCGCGGAGGCGCUGGAGCUCAGGGUGGCCUACGUGCGGCAGGAGAUGAAGCCGGAGCGGCUGCAGCCCCGGCUCGACCGCGUGCAGGAGGGCCUGGCUGUCGGCGCCGAGAGGCUGAGGGAGGCGAAGGCGGCGGCCGAGGAGAGGCUGGAGGCCAAGCCGAGCCAGCACCUGCAAGUGCCCGUGGCAGGCACGGUGCUGGCGGAGCCGGCCCAGGUCAGCCGUGCUGAGACGCAGCCGGAGCAGCCACGGGAGCAGCGUCCGGAGCCCAGCGAGCAGGAGACGCUGCGCCACGAGCAGGCGGAGAAGCGCCGGGAGCGGCACGAGCGGCGCCUGGAGCAGCAGGGGUCCAGCGAGCAGGAGACGCCCCGGCACGAGCUGGCGGAUAGGCGCCGGGAGCGGCACGAGCGGCGCCUGGAGCGACAGGGGUCCAGCGAGCAGGAGACGCCCCGGCACGAGCAGGCGGAUAGGCGCCGGGAGCGGCACGAGCGGCGCCUGGAGCGGCAGGAGUCCAGCGAGCAGGAGACGCCCCGGCACGAGCCCAAAGGGGGCGGCAAGACCACGCUGGCGGAGAUUGUGGAGCAGCUGCAGGAGAAGGAGUCGGCCGCGCAGGUGCCGGCCCCGCCCCGCGACUCCCCCGCCCGCCUGCCCAACGGCAUCGACCUGCUGCCCGAGAGGACGCCGCGCCCGGACCGGCCCCGGGCCCGCGACAGGCCCAAGCCCAGGAGGAGGCCGCGGCCCAGGGACCCCAGCCAGCCCCCGGGGGAGAGCCGCAGGUCCCGCUCGGCGCCGGCCCAGAGCAGCGCCCCGCCCCCUCCGCCCCCCACCUACACCGUCCAGCUGGAGGGCUUCCUCUUACGCAAGCACGAACUGGAGGGGCCCAACAAGAAAGCCUCCAACAGGUCCUGGGUAAACCUGUACUGUGUCCUGAGCAAAGGGGACCUGGGCUUCUAUAAGGAUGCCAAGGGGCAGGCGUCCGGCAGCACCCACGGUGGGGAGCCGCUGGUCCCCCUGCACCAGGCCACCAGCCAGGUGGCCAGUGACUACAAGAAGAAGAAGAACGUCUUCAAGCUCAAGACCGGUGACGGGAACGAGUUCCUGCUGCAGGCCAAGGACGAGGAGGAGAUGAAGAACUGGCUCCAGGCGCUGGCUGCCUCCGCCGAGGAGCACGCCGAGAUCGCCCGCUGGAGCCAGGCGCUGCUCACCACUUCCUCCACCGACGAGGGCAACCCGCGGCGGGAGAGCGACCGGCGGGCCAGCACCUCCGGCAGGAAGAAGUGAGGCGGGCGGGGCAGAGUGCCGGGGCUGAGAGCAGAGCCACGCCGCCCCACCAUCUGCAGCCUCCCUCCGCGCCACGCACCGAGCCAGCCCCUCCGUCUGCGCCCGUCCCGGACAGCCCCUGGACAUGGGUGCCCCCGCACGCCCGCUGCAGGAAUCUGCGCCCGGGGAGAGGAGAGCCCCGAAACACACGCUGUUUGCAUUCGGUGCCCGGAGGAGCCCAGCCCGUGUCAGCGGGAGCCGCCAGCUGGCCCGGCUCCUCACCACGGGAUGAUAUAUGCAAACCCGGCACCGUGUGGGGCUGGGAGGGGAAAUCCACCGGACUCAGAGACUCUGCACAGUGGGGAAGGGCCUGGCCCACUUCAUUUCAUCCCCUGGGGGGCAUACAGGAGCCUCCCCCUCUCCCUGCGUGGGGCGGGGCCCAGAGAGAGGCAGGCAGUUCUGGUCCCUCCCCGGGCUGCGGGGGCAGGGUGCCUGUUUACACCGGCUCAGGAUUUGGCCCACACCUUGUGAGUGGGGGAGGGAAGGGGGCAGGGCUGGGGAUGGUCUUCGGGUCCAUAUAAUGGUGUGCUGGCCCCUUAAGGCCCAGCCUAGGCCCCCAGGCCCCCGGCCCAGGCUGGGCCAGCCAGGGAUCGCGGGGAAGGGAACGGAGUUCGAGGUUGGGUCGUUCCUGGCUGGCCCAGCCUGGGCCGGGACCAGCGUGCUCUGGCCCGUUGCUGGCAGGCAGCUCUCCCUUCUGCCACCACCUCACCUCCCUCUCCGUGGCAGCGCCCGCGACUCUGGAUGGGGCAGGCGUUUGGAGAGGGCAUCCUGCCUCCCUGGCCUGGUCUGUCUCGCUGCAGCCCCGCACUUGGCAUCUCGUGCCCUGGGGGAGCAGGCUCUCCUGCCGCCCGCAGAGCCCUGGCCCUGACGCCGCCGAAGGGUAUCUGAGACUCGCCCCCAGCAAGCCCCUGGUUCCACCUCCCACUCGUGCAUCCCUUUGCACGCCAGCACUCGUGCACACAUGUCCAUGCAUCCUGGGCCUGCUCUUCUCACCUCUGCUGUGUGGGUCAGAACGGCAUCGGCAGCGCUUGGCCGGAUCCCCCACUUCUCCUGCGGAGCCAGGGGCCCGAGGUCUGGGAGCUGGCCCUGCUGUCCAACCAGGACCCGCUGCGCUCACUGCUGCCAUGGGCAGGGGCUGGCGGCUGGAGCGUUUGCACAGCCAAGGGUGGAGCUGCUGGGCCCAGGGCCUCUGUACCCCACAGGGCCUGUUCAGCCAUCUGCCCCCAAGCCCACCCUGCAUGUGUCAGGUUUGUGCCUAUGCCCGUGCCAGGCUCGCCCAGCCCCCAUGGAGGAGCCGUCCCUGGCCCCUCUCCACAUGUCCCCCCCCUCCAGGAGCCCUCCCCCGGUGCCUUCAGGCCACAGGAGAUCCUGUCCCUGGGGUAGGCAGCAGCCCCCCAGCCCCUGCCCCUUCAAACCCCGCAAGCUCGGGACCAGCCCUUGCCUUGGCCCAGGCGAGAGUUAUGGGGUCCUGGCUGCUGUGGGCUGGGCUCCGGUGCCGACUUCUCCCUCCCCAGUCCCAUUAACAAGCCAUAGUGCUGUGAGCGGCCUGGCCCCCAACCUCCGGCCCGCUGGGCACGGGCCCAGUGGGAAGAGCCGGAGGGUGAGGGGCUCCUCCCACGUCACACAAGGGGCACAUCUUUAUGCAAUAAACGGGCAGGGGCGAGGCUCUGGGGCAGGGGGCAGCGGGUUCUUGGCCAAAGCAGCCCCUGCCUGGCCGCAGUCCCUGGCAGCAGUGCAGAGCCGGGCUGGGGCCCUGGGAGUGACUGGUCAGGGGGUCAGGCCCAUGGGCCGAUUGCUUCGGGAUUCGGGGCCCUGGAGGGCAAAGCGCCGGGAAUGGCUCCAAGGAGCGGCCCCUGCAGGUGGCUGUGCUGGGGCGGGAGCCCAGACGGACGCUGACCAGACGCUCCGUUGGGAAUUGCCCCGGCUGUAGCCAAAGCCUCCUCACCGGGUUCCCGGCCUGUGGAACGGAGCCUGGGCAGGGGCCAAACCCGGCGUCUUCCAAGAGAAAUAGACAUGGAUUGGGCCGGACUCCAGCGGGCGUCGACCCAAGGGGCGCUGGCCACCAGACGGGUGUGGAACCAGCGUUUCCUCUCUCGGCUGGCGCCUGCCGCCGUCUCGGGGGCUGGUUCUUCAGGCAGCGCAGAGCCGGGGGCACUGGGAUCCAGGGCCCAGUUCUCCGUGCCCUGUGCUGCCGGUCAGGAGCAUUUCCCACCCACUCCCCAGCCACCGUGCAAACCGCCCCCGGCCUUGUGUUACCCCCCAGCCCCCACCCCUCGCCUCCGUCUAGUGACAUGGGAGCGAAUCAAGACAAAGCCACUUCCCUGCACCGGAGCCGGUUCCCCCUUCGGUCCCCCCGGCUGGCCGCAGCCCCGGCUUUCGCCUGCGGUCCCGGGAGCCUGUACAAUAGUGUCAUUGCUCUGAUGAUGUUUCUCCUCCUGUAUAAAGAAAAUCUGCCCGUGACAGCG